UUGUGUCUGGCUAAGCUUUGUCCCAAAACAACACAAAGAGAAACUAUGGAGGAUUGGAGCCAAUAUGAAAGUGUAACUUUCAUGAGAAGAAUUACAAAUCUAGCUGGGGAAUUUAAACCGUGAGAGAUGGACCUCUUAUGCUAUUUACGUUGAGAAACGUCUCAGAAGAUAAUGGAACAAGAUUGGAAUAUGAAAACAAAGGGAACCCACCAUUACAGGUAUCUGACACAAGGGCUACAAGGGCUGACAUGAUACACACACAGCUAAUGUCUUCUCUCCUGGACUCCUGUCUCUUUUUAAAGUGAGAUAUUACAUAAGAAUCCAUACUAUUGUUGUGUUUUCACUCGUUGUCGAAACGCUUUUCUGUGAAACCUGAAUUUGAUACACAGCAGUUCUUUUAGAUGUCUCAGUCACAUGAAACAAAAGACAAUCAGGCCUUGCUGCAGUCCAUGCUGCAGAAACUGAAGCUCCAGCCGGGAAAAGAGACCCAGGGAUACCCGCACACACCUGUACCCACCGCAGCUGCUUCGGCAUGGGGGCGAGAUGGAGAAAGAGGAGCCUCCAAUCUUCAGAAACUAAACAGCAGUCCUGUAAAUGGCUUUGCAUUUGGUACCAAUGGUAUCCCCUAUAAAGGGUUUGGGGUCUCUGCUGCGGAAAGUAAUUCAUGCCUCAGAAGUCCGGAAACACAACCACCAGGUCAUGGCUGUGAAGGGGACAGGGAUCUUAUUUCCUCCCACUCCCAGAAAGACACCAUUGAUGCUGACACGGGUGAGGAAAGGCGGUUGGGACCGGCCACUCCGCCUCCUAUCACCCCAACAGGAACCGGGCAGCUGUUUCCUGCUGAAUCACACAAAGAUGCUGCUAUCACUUCCUUUGAAAGGACUGAUGGGACGAGGGGGAGUUCUGGCGGUUCUGCAAUGAGCAGAGAAAACCCGAGAAAUAAUUAUGUCACAAGCAUGGGACAGAAUCAGAACCAGAACCAGGACCAGAGUUUUACGCCCAAAGUCUACAUGUGGUCUUUAAAGCCCAAAGAUGCAAAUCGUGCCACACAGAUUCAAGGGAAUGAAGCAUUGCAUGUGGGAAACAAAGGAUUUGGAGCUUUGGCAAACAGUGGGGGCAUGCAGAGUGUUGCGACAAACAGCAGCUCUAUACCAGAACAACUAUCUUCUGAGAGUAAAACGAGGAGAUGGACUCAGAAGAUCAAGGAGAGAUGGAAGGACAGGCCAGGGAGUUUUUACAAUAAAAGUACAAAAGGAGGAACAGUAGACCAGAAGAGUAAGCAUGGACCUGAAAUUUCACCUCAAAACCAGCUUUUGCCAGCAGAAAAUGUCAUCAACACAUCAAAUAAGGUGGAAGAAAGGCUCUUUCCUCCACUCGGCAGCAGUGAUACCAGUAAUACUCCGACUACAGACGGCACUAACGAAGGAUAUAUGAGACCAGCCAGCAGAGACUUUGAGUUCGGCCUGGGCUCCUUUAGCUUGCUGGAGGAGAUCAUCACGGGUCAAGAGUGGGCAAGGUUCCUAAACCCCAACGUACCAGCUGCCUCGGCCAAUCAGAGACCUUCAGAACCCAAAAUCCCACCAAAUUCUAAUGAUAGUGGUCAAUCAUCUGUGAUUUUGAAUCAACAAGGAGCUGUGAACAACCAGUGGGACUUUAAGGGAACAAAGACAUCCCCAGAUUUAGAUUUCAAAGGGGCCCAAAUACCGCCUGAAGCUUUCCAACCUGUCAGCAUGGACGUUUCAGAAGGAAAGCAAGCUGCAGUACGAGGCUUCUACAGUGAGGCCGAUCAAUCAGAACCAAUGGAGCAUGGACAAACCGGCAGACCCCAUUUGUUUGUAGAGCCUAAAAUUAUUUUGGAAAACUCAGCGCUGAAGAGCAGAAUCCACCUCAACAGGAAGAGACAGCAUCACUCAGCUCAUAGACACAAGGCGCUUUCCAUGGAGAUAAUAAGUGAUGGGAAACAGGCAGACAGAGAGGGAUUCAUAUCUUCACUGAGCCUCACACGCAACCACAUGAUGGAGGAGACAGGAGAGUCCCAGCGUAAUAACCUCAUGCCUUUACACAUCUUAAAAUCUCCUGACCCAUCUCUCUCUCCAUCUACUCCUUUUGCCCCUGCACCCAGGGGUGUCCUCAAACACAGCAUAUCCCAGGAUUCACAGUCCUCAAUGGAAACUGUGACAAAAAGGAGACGAGUUGAGGAGAAUCGGAGGGUUCAUUUCUCAGAGGAGGUGGUUGCCAUAGCGCCUCCAGAGCCACAGUCGUACGCUACAGACUCAGAGGAGGAUUCGGAAGAAGAGGAGGACUCUGUGGCAGAGCAGGAGUGUGAGGAGGAGCAGACAGCCAGAGAGGAGGUGGCAGCACCAGCACGCCGGCCUGCUCUCCCUGCCUGGAUACAGGCUCUGAAGAGGAGGAACACGCGGAGGAAGCGCAGAUAGAGACUGCACAACUGCAACUGUUUUUGGUUCUUUCUGGAUACUUGAAGCACAUCUGUGUCUUAUUGCUCCUCCUCCGUCUCCAGACCACCGACGUUCAAAUGAUAAUUGCUCAAGUGUUGAGAGUAUUUCAAACCUUUGCAUCUAGAGCCAGAAUUGUUUCCCACCAACGUUUUUUGGUGUCCAUACUCUCCUCUUUGUCUGUCUAUGCAGACUGGAUCAUACAUUACAUAAUGUCAAUUUGGAUAAUCUAAGUAUAUUAAGUGUUUAGUCGAUUUGGUUACUGGAGUAAAUACUCUUCCGCCAGCUUUUAUCAGAAAUGCUGGGCGGCUCCUCCUCCCCCUCCUUCCAUGUCACACUGGCCAGCAGCAGACUGUCUCUCAGUAAUGGCUCCCUGUCCAGCCAUCAACUAACCCCAGAGGAGGAAAGAGACGUUGAGCUAAAGCAGUGGCUGCAGACUAUUGGUGGUUUCUGAUUGUCUGCUGCUUUCUGUUCAGCUCCUGAAGUGCUGACACCUUACUGUGAGGCCAUUUGCUUGCAGUCUUCACUUAUAGGAUGGUACGUUGACAAUGUUAUCAGCCUGUUAUGUUUUUACAUACUAAAGGACUGCAGCGCAGAUACUUGCAUUUGAGAGAUUUUUUAGCUACAAGACAAAUAUUGUAAUAAUGUUUGUUUGCUUUCUCUCUGUGAGUCAGAUGAGUCGUUAUGAUGUCUGUAUGACAUUGUGUGCUGAACCCAGAUCUCUGCUGGCUGCUUGUCUGGUACAUAAAUCCUGUAAAAUCUCACUGGGAUACCUGCAUCCCCCUGCCCUCAGUCUUUGUGCUAAGAUAGCUUCAUACUUACUGUGUGUUUGUCUACAUUGUCCCCUCAACAUUAAACAGUUAUUUAAAAAGAAAACAUACUCCCGCUACAUCAUUAUCCCAGUUACAUUUAUCAAUUCUUCUUGGCCUGAAAACGAUUAGUUAAUUCUGUGCACAGACGAGCUGCAUCUUUGUUUUGAAGAUUGACCAGAAGCAACAUUCAUUUAUGGUGCUGUGUAUCACAUCCUGUCAUUUCCAUUACAUGUGUUGUAUUGGUUUAUGUGAUUAAUUUAGUACAUUAAAGUGUGUGGCUAACUGCUGUCAAUUCCUCUGUGGCCUCCCCUCACCACUAUCUUCUCUCGUAAAUCACUGUCUGUCAGAUGCCAUUAAGAGGCUCUUUAGCUGAUCUAUUAGUGCCCCGGUGAUAGUUUAUAGUGGAGCAAGCGGGGGACCAAAAGAAGAAUGGGGGUACUAGAAAGUAGUGUACGGGACAAAGAGUAAAAUAGAGAAAUAAAUAGAGGAACAGAGAAUCAUAAUGCGUGUCAUUGCCAAGAAGUGGACUAAUAAUGGCCAAUUUAUAAACCUCAAACCACACACACAUUUAUCCCGUUGCAGACCCCUCUCAUAACUCACACAUCUCAUUAUUUACCAUUUCUUUACAACAUGUGGAGACUCUAGUGAUUGUAUUUGUGCGGGACAAAGAAGAAGGGUGGUGAUGGUGUGGACAUGGCAACAAAAUAAAUGAUCUUUUUUGUUCUUCUGGCUCGUUCGAGCAAAGCUAACAGAAAGCAAGACGUGGAUUUAUUCAGCUUUAUUUUUGUUUGGCUGACAAACAUGAAGUUGCACUUUAUUGUCGCUGGAUAAUGUCAAUAAAAUAACAUGUUUACUACUGUA
Messenger RNA from Pseudoliparis swirei, 4126 nucleotides. RefSeq lists its product as uncharacterized. NCBI's taxonomy places the organism in Eukaryota, Metazoa, Chordata, Actinopteri, Perciformes, Liparidae. The record is from RefSeq and is a predicted model, not a curated record. Bases 402 to 2435 code for a protein of 677 amino acids. The transcript has 6 exons.